AUGAAGACGGGCUGUAGGCCGUACAAGGCGAAGGCUCGCAAGUAUGCGCCCGAAUACCAGGCAUUUCUUGAGUCGUUCAACGAGAUGUUGGUGAAGCUCGGGUGGGUUUACGAGAACCCGACCAGCCCUGUUGUCCUACAUGACUCACCGCAAGAUCUACAC
This is a messenger RNA of Phytophthora sojae, 162 nucleotides long. RefSeq lists its product as hypothetical. The record is from RefSeq and is a predicted model, not a curated record. The transcript is spliced from 2 exons. The annotation marks the transcript as partial. Lineage: Eukaryota; Oomycota; Peronosporomycetes; Peronosporales; Peronosporaceae.